Molecule: messenger RNA, 1005 nt
Organism: Besnoitia besnoiti
Lineage: Eukaryota; Apicomplexa; Conoidasida; Eucoccidiorida; Sarcocystidae
Product: putative phosphate carrier
Exons: 5
Coding region: 1-1005 (334 amino acids)
Biological process (GO): mitochondrial phosphate ion transmembrane transport
Cellular component (GO): mitochondrial inner membrane
Molecular function (GO): phosphate transmembrane transporter activity
Source: RefSeq, a predicted model, not a curated record
AUGUCGGCGCUCUCUGUUGCGUCGGCGUCGCCUCUGGCGGCCGCAAAGUCUCAGUGGGACGCGCGCCUGUCGGAGCCGAUUACGCGGAAGCCUCACCCGAUGCCGCACACCAUGUCGUACUAUGCCAAGUGUAUGCUCGGAGGUGUUUUGUCCUGCGGAUUGACACACACGGCCGUCACACCCCUCGAUGUGGUGAAGUGCAAGAUGCAGGUCUACCCUGAGAAGUACAGGGGUCUGAUUCCUGGUCUGCGCACCGUCGUCGCGGAGGAAGGUGCCGCGGGUCUCCGCCUCGGUUGGACUCCGACGCUGCUUGGCUACAGCAUGCAGGGCCUGUUCAAGUUCGGCUUGUAUGAGUUUUUCAAGGAUACGUACGGAAACCUGAUGGGAGAGGACUUCACAUCGAAGAACAAGGGUGCGGUCUGGCUCGCCGCCUCCGCCUCUGCUGAAUUCUUUGCUGACAUUGCGCUCUGCCCCAUGGAGAUGGUCAAAGUGAAAAUGCAGACGAGCCCGCCGGGCACCUGGCCUACGUCUUUUGGUCCGGCACUCGCCAAGAUGAGUGAGAUGCGGAAGGAAACCAAAUUCCCGUUCGGCAGCGUCGUGCCUCUAUGGAGUCGGCAAAUUCCAUACACGAUGGCGAAGUUCUACUUCUUCGAGAAAGUGGUUCAGCUCUUCUACGAUAACGUCUUCACCAAGCCCAAGGACUCGUACAGCAAAACGACACAGCUCGGAAUCACGUUCGCCUCAGGUUACCUUGCCGGCGUCAUCUGCGCAGUCGUCUCCCACCCCGCUGACACUCUGGUGUCCGUCAUGAGCAAGGCCGGCAACAAAGGAAAGAGCUUCGGAACCAUGAUUAGCGAGAUGGGCUACUGGAACCUGUUCACCAAGGGUCUCGGCACUCGCGUUCUUAUGAUUGGAACCCUCACGGGUCUGCAGUGGUGGAUCUACGACAGUUUCAAGACUGCUAUGGGCAUGGGAACGACUGGGGGUGGCUCGGCUAAGAAAUGA